Colletotrichum lupini is the source of this 1314-nucleotide messenger RNA. RefSeq lists its product as uncharacterized. Lineage: Eukaryota; Fungi; Ascomycota; Sordariomycetes; Glomerellales; Glomerellaceae. The coding region runs from base 1 to 1314 and encodes 437 amino acids. The transcript has 11 exons. The record is from RefSeq and is a predicted model, not a curated record.
AUGCCCCCGGGAGAGAGCUGCCCUAACGGCAUAAUCACGCUCUGGGGCUCUGGCUGGCUAGGCGAACCUGACUUCCCGAAAUCUCAACUAGUUGCUCGGCACGGGAACUUGCAUGAACGAGACUGGGAGUUAGGGACUCGAGAAUCGCGGCAUCACGGGGUCUCAUCAAAUACCAAGCAUUGUGGCGUCUUCAGUUGUAGCGACGGAACGAUUCCGCUGAGCAGAACUCGGCCUGCUGAUGCUGCGUACCUGCUUUGUGGAGAAAUGCUUUAUUUACGAUACAACAUUACCCAGAGUACUCUGGGUAAAUUUGCUUCAUUUCCUCAUAAAAUAUGUCUUCAGUACACCGACCUACCAUAUUCAGAUAACCUGCCUCAUCUAAACUCAUCGCAGCCUUUUCACGCGACCUCUAUGUCUUUACAACCAAAAUUAAUUUUUCAAAUGUGGCUUUGCAACGAAGAUGGAAUUGGCAGGUGCUCCGAUAAUGCCCAUGCAGAAAGCAAUCUGCAUCAGAACAAUGGUAGACUCCUGGUAAUACAGCAAGGAUACGCGAUGGAGCCACGUGCGGACCCCAAGCGCAAACCGCAUCCGCAGCAGCGUCGGCAUGAACAGGUGGUGGCGUUUGGGGCCUUGUCUUGGGCAAUGGGCCGGGAGCGUUUUGCGUUGACGCAUGUGGCUCAUGUGGAAUUCGCCGUCAUGGCAAAAUCACAUCCCAUCAUACCACUCGGCCGCGUCCCUGGUCCACGUCGGCGGUCGUCCGCUAGACCGCCGUUGGGCCUGGGAGUUUACCCUCCCAAACUGCUCCCCCAAAGCCGUCAAUUGUCCCGGCUGAUCGGUGACAAGGUUGUUCCUCCUCUUCGCUUGGCGUACUCUAGCUUCCGUCCCGUGUGGCUUUAUUCGUACGAGUACCUAUCCCCAUGUAAAAGGACUCAAGAUGCUCCGCUCAUGAUUCCCAGGCUAACCCGCUCUCGUAUGUUAGUCUACGACCUAGGGCCCUUCAUCGACCGCCAUCGCCAAACACGCGUGCCCAUCUCGCCUGUUCCGGGACUCGGGCCUGAAGCCUUCAAUUCAUCCUUCCCCACCAAACCAGAUAUUCAGACAAGGGUUCAAGUGAUUCACUCCCUCACUCAUUCACCUUUGGCCUCUGGUGUUUUCAACCUAGGCUUGUCAACGGCUUUCCACGACAGCUUCAACCUCAUCGUCACUCUCGACCGUUACGUCUCAUCUUCAAACUCACACUCUAUUCUCACUCAUAUUCACACUUAUCCACCAAUUCUUUCUCUCGUCGCACUUGUAUUCACGAACCGCCUUUGA